Molecule: messenger RNA, 4144 nt
Organism: Artibeus jamaicensis (Jamaican fruit-eating bat)
Lineage: Eukaryota; Metazoa; Chordata; Mammalia; Chiroptera; Phyllostomidae
Gene: SAP130
Product: Sin3A associated protein 130
Exons: 21
Coding region: 208-3381 (1057 amino acids)
Biological process (GO): negative regulation of transcription by RNA polymerase II
Cellular component (GO): Sin3-type complex
Source: RefSeq, a predicted model, not a curated record
GGGCUAAUGGGCGGGUGGGGGAAGUAGAGGCAGGUUCGUACCCAGCAGGGUCUAGGGGUACCCAGGUGAGCUGGCGAAAGGAUGAACUGAGUCGCUCUCCGACUCUGGUCCUGUACUUCCGGAAUCCCCCGCCGCCACCGAGAUGCGCCCGCCGUGGCACCUCCAGCCGGGCGAGAGGGGAACGGCGGGCGUUGGCGGCAGGUGGAAAUGAAUUCUCAACAGUUUCCUCGGUUAGGAACUCCUUCCACUGGGCUAAGCCAGGCUACUUCACAGAUUGCAAACAGUGGUUCUGCAGGAUUGAUAAACCCAGCAGCUGCAGUCAAUGAUGAACCUAGUCGGGAUGUUGAAGUUACUGCCAGGGAGCACAUUGGUUCCAGCAGCUCCCUCCAGUCUCGUGAAGAGAAGCAAGAGCCUGUUGUUGUAAGGCCUUAUCCACAGGUGCAGAUGUUGUCUACACACCAUGCUGUUGCAUCGGGCACCCCUGUUGCCGUGACAGCCUCACCAGCACAUCUGACACCUGCAGUGCCACUCUCAUUUUCGGAGGGACUUAUGAAGCCGCCUCCGAAGCCCACCAUGCCUAGCCGUCCCAUUGCUCCUGCUCCACCUUCUACCUUGUCACUUUCCCCCAAGGUUCCAGGGCAGGUUACCGUUACCAUGGAGAGUAGCAUCCCUCAAGCUUCAGCCAUUCCUGUGGCAACAAUCAGUGGACAACAGGGCCAUCCCAGUAACCUGCAUCAUAUCAUGACUACAAAUGUACAGAUGUCUAUUAUCCGCAGCAGUGCUCCUGGGCCUCCUCUUCACAUUGGAGCUUCUCAUUUACCUCGAGGUGCAGCUGCUGCUGCUGUGAUGUCUAGUUCUAAAGUAACCACAGUCCUGAGACCGACUUCCCAGUUGCCAAAUGCUGCUACAGCUCAGCCAGCAGUCCAGCACAUUAUUCACCAGCCAAUCCAGUCUCGUCCACCUGUGACCACCUCUAACACCAUUCCUCCUGCUGUGGUAGCGACUGUCUCAGCCACCAGAGCUCAGUCUCCAGUCAUCACUACAACAGCAGCACAUGCCACUGAUUCAACACUUAGUCGACCGACAUUAUCUAUCCAGCAUCCACCAUCUGCAGCAAUUAGUAUUCAGCGUCCUGCUCAAUCACGGGAUGUAACAACAAGAAUCACACUGCCUUCUCACCCUGGGUUAGGGACGCCAAAACAGCAGCUUCAUACCAUGGCUCAGAAAACUAUCUUCAGUACUGGCACACCAGUGGCUGCAGCAACAGUAGCACCUAUUUUGGCAACAAACACCAUUUCUUCUGCAACCACAGCUGGAACUGUGUCACACACACAAGCUCCCACAAGUACAAUCGUUACUAUGACGAUGCCCUCACAUUCAUCCCAUGCUACUGCUGUGACCACCUCAAACAUCCCAGUUGCUAAGGUGGUGCCUCAGCAGAUCACACACACUUCCCCUAGGAUCCAACCUGACUACCCCACAGAGAGGAGCAGCCUGAUUCCCAUCUCAGGGCAUCGGGCCUCUCCAAAUCCUGUGGCCAUGGAAACUCGCAGUGACAACAGACCAUCUGUUCCUGUUCAGUUCCAGUACUUUUUACCAACAUAUCCACCUUCUGCGUACCCACUGACUGCACACACGUACACCCCAAUCACCAGCUCUGUGUCCACCAUUCGACAGUAUCCAGUUUCAGCUCAAGCUCCAAAUUCUGCCAUAACAGCUCAGACUGGUGUUGGGGUGGCUUCUACAGUUCACCUGAACCCCAUGCAGUUGAUGACAGUGGAUGCAUCUCAUGCUCGACACAUUCAAGGGAUCCAGCCUGCUCCCAUCAAUACACAGGGGAUACAGCCAGCCCCCAUUGGGACCCCAGGAAUACAGCCAGCACCAAUUGGCACACAGGGAAUUCACUCAGCAACCCCAAUCAGUGCCCAAGGACUUCAGCCUGCAUCAGUGGGUACUCAGCAGCCUCCAACUGAAGGAAAGACUUCAGCAGUGGUGUUGGCUGAUGGAGCCACAAUUGUAGCCAACCCUAUUAGCAACCCAUUCAGUGCUUCUCCAGCAGCAACAACUGUGGUGCAGACCCACAGCCAGAGUGGUAGCACCAAUGCUCCAGCCCAGGGCUCAUCCCCCCGGCCAAGCAUACUUCGGAAGAAACCUGCCACAGAUGGAAUUGCAGUUCGAAAAACCCUCAUUCCUCCUCAGCCUCCUGAAGUGUCUAACCCUCGAGUGGAAAGCUCUUUGCGGAGUACAUCUGGGUCACCUAGGCCAGCAGGUGCCAAACCUAAGUCAGAAAUUCACGUAUCCAUGGCCACUCCAGUCACUGUGUCCAUGGAGACUGUGUCCAGUCAAAAUAAUGAUCAGCCUACCAUUGCAGUUCCUCCUACCACUCAGCAGCCUCCACCAACCAUUCCAACCAUGAUUGCUGCAGCUAGUCCCCCAUCACAACCAGCAGUAGCCCUCUCAACCAAUCCUGGAGCAGUUCCCAUCACUCCUCCCAUCACUACCAUCGCUGCUGCCAAUCUGCCAUCAGCAGGUGUGGGUGGCAGUCCCGCCUCAAUUUUGGUUCCUCCUGUGCCUGAAAUAAAAGUUAAAGAAGAAGUGGAACCAGUGGACAUUAUGAGGCCAGUUUCUGCCGUUCCUCCACUGGCUGCCAGCACUAUGUCACCAUCUCUUGCAUUGCUGGCUAACAACCUGUCCAUGCCCACCAGUGACCUACCACCUGGUGCUUCCCCAAGGAAAAAGCCUCGAAAGCAACAGCAUGUGAUUUCUACAGAAGAAGGGGAUAUGAUGGAGACAAACAGCACUGAUGAUGAAAAGUCCACCACCAAGAGUCUUCUGAUGAAGGCUGAGAAGCGCAAGUCUCCUCCCAAGGAGUAUAUUGAUGAAGAAGGUGUAAGGUAUGUCCCAGUGCGUCCAAGACCUCCCAUCACUUUGCUCCGUCACUAUCGGAACCCCUGGAAAGCUGCUUACCACCACUUUCAGCGAUACAGUGAUGUCCGGGUUAAAGAGGAGAAGAAAGCUAUGUUACAAGAAAUAGCUAAUCAGAAAGGAGUGUCCUGUCGUGCUCAAGGCUGGAAAGUCCACCUCUGUGCCGCCCAGUUGCUGCAGCUGACAAAUCUAGAACAUGAUGUUUAUGAAAGACUCACCAACCUACAGGAAGGGAUUAUCCCAAAGAAAAAAGCAGCAACUGAUGAUGAUCUACACCGAAUAAAUGAACUAAUACAGGGGAAUAUGCAGAGGUGUAAACUUGUGAUGGAUCAGAUCAGUGAGGCCAGAGACUCCAUGCUUAAGGUUUUAGAUCAUAAAGAUCGUGUCCUGAAGCUUCUGAAUAAGAAUGGAACUGUCAAGAAGGUAUCAAAAUUGAAGCGAAAGGAAAAAGUCUAGAACCAUCAAGAAUUGAGACUUUGGAAACACAAUUUAUGAAGAAUGAUAGUGGGAGUGGAGGGAGGAUUUUGGUUAUUUUCAAAAUGGAGCAUUGAAAUAAAGAAAAUGUUCCUUAAUUCACAUGUGAAAGCAGAGGGACCCAUGGCACCCAAUGUCCCGAAAGGAUCAGAGAUGACCUGACACAGUGAAUUUUAGGCACAUCCCUCUUAAGUUUACUGUGUCAUAAACACAUCCUGAUGCAUCACUGUCUUCCAGUUGGAAUCAGAGACACAAAAGAUGGCUGGCAUUUUUCAGCUUUCCAGAUUAUAAACUGUAUCUGACGGAUUCCUGUAGGACCCAGACUGAGCCUGGACUGAAAGUGUCCACUUGGACCACUUGUUAUCUCCGUACACUGAAAGUCAAACCUCUCCCCUCACCCCAGUCGGUUCUUACUCUCUGACCUGUAAGCCAGAGCUGGCAUUUUUCAGCAGUUCCAUGGCACCCAGAGACCUGCACAUCUCACACUCAAAAAGGAUUUGAACUAUCAAUUGUCAUUUUUAAGAACCAUUUCAAAAUGGAAUUAUUAUAUUGUCUGUCCUGUGUGUAUCAAAAAUUGGGUUUUUGUGAAAGCUCAGAGUAGGUAACACCGUAAAUUGCUCUGAGUUCCUUGUUCUGAAUUACACCCUUGGUUAUCUGUACUUCUGUAGCUGGUGUGAUGCUGUUAAUUGUAUGUACCACACAUCUCCAAAUGUUAAUAAAGGACUCAAAGAAGUUUCAUACAUCA